Labeo rohita (rohu) is the source of this 1256-nucleotide messenger RNA. RefSeq names its product platelet endothelial cell adhesion molecule-like. The transcript is spliced from 10 exons. NCBI's taxonomy places the organism in Eukaryota, Metazoa, Chordata, Actinopteri, Cypriniformes, Cyprinidae. The record is from RefSeq and is a predicted model, not a curated record. Bases 20 to 721 code for a protein of 233 amino acids.
AUAAUGAGUGACUUUAUGUAUGUGUAAUAUUAUCAUACAGUAUGUCAAUCACACACAGUUCUUGUCAUGUUCUCCAGUCUCAGCAGCUUCAUCAUCUCUUCUGGUCACUGGUGUGGUUGUGGGAUUGAGUGUUUUCCUGUUGAUCUUCAUCUCACUGGUGCUGCUGUGGAGAUACAAGAAGAACAAAGAUCAGCAGCGUAACAUUAACCAGACAUCAGACCCAAAUCAAUCUGCAGAAUCUCAAACAGAAAACUCUCCUCUACAGUCUGCAGGUUCUGCUCACAUUUAUGAUGUUGUGACUGAAAUGAAUAAGAGAGACAAAGAUGAUCCGAAGCCAUUGGCAGACGUCACAUAUUCAGAGGUCACUGUUAAGAAAAAAAAGGACAAAGACGAUACCGCAACAGAGCCAAAUAAUGUGACAUACUCAGAAGUCAGAAGAAAUGAAAAGAAAUCCAAAAGCAAAGAUAUUGAUACUGCAGGACCCAGUGAUCUGGUUUAUGCACAGAUCGAUAUCAAGGACAAAAAGAAAACCAAGGGCAAAGGUGCUGGAUUUUGUGGAUUUCUGAUGGAAAUGAAAUCUAAGGACAAACACAGAGGGAAAAGCAGUGAGUCUGGAGACACUUUCUACUCUGAACUGAAGCACAACACAGACAGAGGUGCUGAUGCUGGUGAUGCAACUUAUGCUCAACCUAUUAGGAAGAAGAACAAAACACGUCCGUGAGUGCAGUGAAGACAACAGACGGUUAAAGGAGAUUCACACCAGCAGAAACAGUAACGCUUGCAUUGCUUAACAAAUUAAUCUGAGUGAACUGCUUAUGCACAUGCUUGAUUGAAAGACUUUAGAGAUACAUAUUGACCGUAUUAUCUGCACACAUGUAAGCACACAAAUGUAUCUAUAUUGUAUAAUAAAACAUCUUCUCCAGUGAGCUCUUAUGUUUAACACAAGUGAAACUGCCUGAAAUAUUAUUACAUUAAUUGCUGUGCAGCAUCAAUAGAAUUAAAUAAAUGUUAAUUGGGCACUUUGUUGAUAAGAGUUAAAUACAAUGUGUUCAUUGUCUUAUAAAAUAAUGCCUGAUGUGUUUUUGCCAAGACAACAAGACAGAAUGAGAUUAUAUUUGUUGCAUGAAUAUAUUUUCAUAUAUACUUCUUUUUACAAUCAUAUACUUUCAGAUAUUUCAUGUUUUUCAUAUAAAAAAAGUAUAUGCUAUUUCUUGCUACAGUUAAUGAAGUGUGAGAUUUAUAUUCGCUAAAUAAAU